Molecule: messenger RNA, 4080 nt
Organism: Thamnophis sirtalis
Lineage: Eukaryota; Metazoa; Chordata; Lepidosauria; Squamata; Natricidae
Gene: LGALSL
Product: galectin like
Molecular function (GO): carbohydrate binding
Source: RefSeq, a predicted model, not a curated record
CUCUGGUUCCCUCCCUCUCUCCGCUUCCCUGCCAGUUCAGCUCCGGAUGCGGCUUGGCCAGCGCUCGGCAGGCACGUCUAAGCCGGGUUCUGCCCUUCUGCAGCUCCCCCUCUUUCUCCUCCAGCCGAUCGAGGCUUAGCUCGCUGCACCGUGUGAACAAGAUGGCGGGGUCGGUAGCAGAGAGGGACGCGGCGAAAAUAGAGGACAGACUUUUAAACAACUCCUUGGGAUCCCCAGUUCAAGCCGAAGUGUAUUUUCCACGACUGAUUGUCCCUUUCUGUGGACACAUCAAAGGAGGAAUGAGGCCAGGCAAGAAAGUCGUGGUAAUGGGCAUCGUGGAUCUCAACCCAGAGAGUUUUGACAUCAGUCUUACAUGUGGAGAUUCAGAAGACCCUCCUGCGGAUACAGCAAUCGAACUGAAAGCCAUAUUUUCAGAUAAACAGUUCCUCAGGAAUUCCUGCAUAUCUGGAGAUUGGGGUGAAGAACAGUCGUCUCUUCCAUAUUUCCCAUUUAUCCCUGACCAGCCUUUCAGGGUUGAAAUAUUGUGUGAACACCCUCGUUUUAGAAUAUUCGUGGAUGGACAUCAGCUUUUUGAUUUUUACCAUCGCAUUGAGAAGUUAUCAGCUAUUGAUACAAUAAAGAUAAAUGGAGACCUUCAGAUUACUAAACUUGGUUGACCUAGGUUUUUCAAAUUAUUAUUAAAAAAGAAAAAAAAAGAAAACCAAAAUUUUAGAUUCCAAAUUGGCUCGGGUUCUGUUAGCCUCUGUCUGAAGAAGCAAUGAGAAUUUCGUUUGGGACACCCAGAUACCAGACAGGGAUCAUUAUUGUCUUCUCAGCAACAAAAGACAUGUUGAUGAAUUGAACUAUUGUUUAUUUGAAUGAAGAAAGCACUUAAUGAUAAAUAGAUACUGAGCCCUCCUUCUUUUAUGGAACAAAAAGCCUACCCCUGCUGGAUAAUCACAUUAUAAUGGAUCUUGAAAGAGUUACUUCAUUGUCUAAACUGUAUAAGCUAUCCAUCUUCCCAAUAAGAAGGCAGGUUUGGAAAUCAACUGCUAAAUCGAUUACAACAGUGACUUUUCUUUUUGCAAAUCAUCAUCAUCAUCAUCAUCCUAAAUAACUUCUCCUGCACUUAAGGGGAUUAAUGUAAGUGUAACACCAAUCACAAAAUCAGGCCAAAUAUGGAAGCCAUUAUUCAACGCCUAUAGUUGGUUUUAUUCAAACCAAUAACAAAGGAUCCACAGAUGUUAACAGUGCAGUCUUGGCCGAAUACUGGGGCAGUGGUCUAGCACAUGCUUAUCUCCUUCAUCCCACAGAAUCAAGGGAAGACAGCACACCUAAUUACAGGAUUGUGACCACUUGAAUUGCCAAGGAAAAAGAGAAACUGAAUAAUGGCUUCUGAAUUUAGCCUGCAUAUUUUAGUCAGGGUAUGUGUAUAGAAUGUAGGUCAUUACAUGUUUUGCACAAUGUAAUAUUAAUACAAUCUUUUAAGAGCUUUCCUCUAGUUUAUUUAUUGGUACUCAUUGUGUUAAUGUAUUAACAGAAAAAAAAAUCAAACAAUAUUAUUGAAGCUUUAGAGGGGUAAAGUAUAAGCAUUCUCAAGAUACCAUGUUAUAGUAACAUAUCAUUUUGGAAAUACCUGCUGUUUUAUCUUAAGGUGGUUGGGGAUAUUUUUGUGGUGCCCUCACAAUGUCACAAAAGAUUAUUGUCAUGUUUUCACCAGAAAUUGCUUUCAGUAUGUUGUAAUUUUGCUGUAAAUGGUACUCAGAAUUCACUCCUUCCCUCAGCUAAUAAGGAUUUCUAAUUUGAUUGGGAUAUGCAUACACUGCAGUCCUGUUAUACUCAUUAUCCAGGAGUAAGCCCCCUUCUGGGCAAUGAAAUUGAUUUCUAAGUAAACAUUAUAAGAAAGCACUGUUUGAGUUUGAGAAUACCAUGCAUUUUUUGCAAAUCAAUGCCCUUGGUGGCUGCUGUCCUGGUUGAGGAAGAGGAUGAAAUUCUCAGCUCAUCUAAGGACAAAAAAUUAGCCCUUAUAAAUGGCCCAAUUUAUAAUUUAAUCUAAUUUUCCUAAUAAAGGAAUAUUGGAUGUUCACAAAUAGUCUUCAUUGAAGAGCAUAACUGUGUUAUUAUGAUUAUACUACAGAAUGAGUGAAUGAACACAGUGAUUCUCCCCCCUCCUCCCUUUGGUACUUUAGUAAUCAGUGCAAUUUACACACAUGGGACCAUAAACACAGUGAACAACAAAGGUUUAUUUGAGUGUUACAGUGUGAAGAAAAAGGUGUAUUUGCAUUAUUUUUAGAAUUUGUAUUAUAGGGACUUUUAAAGACAUUUAUUAUGGAGACUUUUGUAGUAUAACUUUUUUUAAAGGCAAAAAAAGGAACAAAAUAAUUUAUGCUUGAAUCAUAAAGAAGGUCUGUUUCCAUCAAUCAGAGCAAGAAUCUUCUUAUUUAAGAUUAUCUACAAUAGCUUUAUUGUGCAUCAACUCAUCCUAUCUGAUCUUUGAGUUCACGUCUAUAACACAGUUAAUGAAGUGGAGGCAUUAAUUUGUCUCUCUGUCUAGAAGUCUGUAGAAUAAACAUGGCUUCCAUUAUUGAUCCCAGAAAGAAUCAUUAGUUGUGUGCACUCCCUCUAUGUUGGGAUAUAGUGAUAUGGUGUGUUGCAGAAGGGAUCCGACCUAAAUGGUUUGAAGUUUAAGAAAAACUGGAACUGCAUCCUCCCCCCCUCCCCAGUCUAUUUGCAUGGUCCUCUAAAAGGAGUAGCAGAACUUUUUGGCACUCUGGCACAAAAUCGCUAUAGCUGAUGAAAAAUUGCUUGAGAAAGUGGGGAACAGUUGCUGCCUUGUCUUUAAGAGGUGGAAAAGGAUUCCAAAAGAUUCCUUCAGGAUUUGCUGCAGCCAAAGGAAGUACCACAAAGUAACUAAAGCCACGGGUCUUCACCAAUUUACCUCCUAGUAAUUUUGCUUAAUAUCAGUGAAAUUGUUGUUGUUAAAAUGUGUUGUGAAACACACUAAAAUUCAUUCAUUGAUGGAUGUAGGAUUUAUUUCUACAAAAAAUAUACUUAGCAGUCAUGCCAUAAGGCUACCUUAAGCAUAUUUAUUUAGGACAGGCCAAUUAGACAUGAAAGUAAUUCCCAAAUAAUCAUAAAUAGAAGCAGAAUAGGACAUGUUUCAGUCUUAAGAAUAGAGGUGAUUGUUUUCAUUGAAAGUGGUGGGAAAGAGGGGCCACUCCUGACAAAUUCUAGCUAGGAUUGGAAAACAUGUUAAAGCCACAAUAUUUGGUAUUCUUAAACAUUAAACCUAUUUAUUUAGACAAAGAACAUACAAUAUUGUUAAAAUAGCAUAUUACUUCUGAAUUAAUAUAAUAAUUUGCAAAAAUCUGCAUAUUCUUGGGUAAUUCAUCCAUUGCAUGCUUCUUUAAACAAAUAUUGCACAUCGGGGUGAAAACCAUACCACGAGAUGAGUGGCAUAUAAAUUUGAUAAAUGACUGAAGUUGGACUCAAGCUACUAUCGAGUCCAGUAACAUGAUGAACAGCCCAGUCUGCAAACUGGUUUACGUCAGAAUUCCUGAAGCUGCGUGAAACUAAUCACAGUUUUAAGUAUGCAAAUUUUCACUUUGAAAUAAAUGAUCGGAUCAUACACUAGAAUCCCACUUCUCUAUAUAGAUUUUUCAGAAAUUUUCACAUUCUACUUUCCUAUGCUAGGUAUGCUUUUAUUUCUGUCUCUGCUAGUUAUUGUUGGUUAUUUGUCCCUCAAAAGUCCAUCUAUGAAAAUAAUUGACAUCCCAAGUUUUUGAAAGAUUGUUUUGCCACCAUAGUUAGCCCUUUGAAGAUUCAUUAAAUACAGCUACACCGAAAUGUGCUACUGGAAGAAGUUUAACUUUGAAUACCCUGGUUUACCCUUAUUCCAAAGUAAUAUCAAUGCCCUCAAUUGACCUUUCCAAAUUUUCUUUGAUGAGUUAUUUGGGGAGGUGUAAUCUGACACAUUGGGGGGACUAAGUUGGGAAAGACUAAUUACUUUUCAGGUUACAGUUUCCACUACUGCUUCCCAGUAACUUCUUUUGAGUCAAUUUAUGUGUCAUGUUCUCUUUG